CCUUGCUCUUCUUUGAUUCCAACUUGCUAGUUCAUUUUUAUUAAACUCUUUUUUUUAUUGCUUUAUUUUUAUAUUAUAUUAUAUAUACAACUUUUACUAUUCCUCCUCUUCUACAAAGGUGUAAAGACAUUUAUUAAUCUUAAUAUUAUAUAUAUAUAUAUAUAUAAUUAUAUAUAAACAUAACGCAUAAAAAAAAAGGAUCGACUAUAUAUCUCUAUAUAUAUAUAUAUGUAUAUAUAUAUAUAUAUAUAGUUCUAUAUAUUUAAAAAAAUAAUAAUUAACAACAUAUACACAUAAUUAUUCCUUCGAUUGUACAUAUCGCCCUCUUAUCUUUCAAGCUUUGAUGACCCACGCCAUGUCCGACUCCCCCGCAUCAGAUCCCACAAGCACCUACAGUACCCCAAUGUCGGAUGAUGUCGAAACCUAUGUUGACCAAUCUCAUCAACAAACCGAGUCACACCAAGAUACCGGCAAGAGACUCGCCACAGAACCACCUGUCGAUACCACAAAAGACGCCAAGGUGCGAAAGACAGACGAAAAGGAGUAUGUAGCUCUCGAUUCAUCCGUAGUGGCCAAGCCCAAGGAGGCUGACGAGAAUAUGCCCGAUAUAAACUGUUCACCCAACCCUCCUGGAUUAUCGGACCAACAAACACAGCAACAGCAAGUGCAGCAAGUACAACAGCAGCAAGCACAGCAAGCACAGCAAGCACAACAAGCAAGUGGUCAGGACCUUGCCAACCUGACUGCAUCCUCACUAGCUCAAGCUAUGGUGUCUCCGAUUGCCGUUCCCGGCCUUACCCAGAACCUUCUGCAGCACCUCCAGGGUGGUAAUGUCAUCACAGCCCUUCCAGGACCUCCUCCCCAGAUUCCCCCUUCGUCUGGAAACCAUUCUCAGUCGAAUAACGAUGGCAUGUCUUCGGAUGACGGGCAGCCCGGGAAACGUGGACCGAGCGUUCGUAAUAUGUCCAAUGAUGAACGUCGGCAGAGGCGGCUGUUGCGGAACCGAGUUGCGGCCAAAGAGUGCCGCAAGAAAAAGAAGCAGUAUAUCCAUGAGAUGGAAGAGAAGAUCCAGCGGCUCGAAGACGAAAACGCUCGUUUGCAUAAGGAAGUAGAGGAGCUUAAUGCAAAACUGACACUUGGUGCUAUGCAAGGUUCGGAGAGUUAUCGAUUAAUGAAAGAGGUCGAAGAAUUGAAUGCGAAAUUGGGUAUGGGCCAUCUGCCAGGUGGAAAUAGUGCACUGACAGCGGCUCAGCAGCAGCAACAACAACAUCAUCCUUUACAAGCACAGGAUUCACAGUCAAUCUCCAAAGAUUCUUUGAAAGACGAAAAGGUUAAGGCACAACACAUGUCUGAACUGGAAAGUCAGUUGUCAGCAGCUCAAAGAACAAUGGAAGAGGCUGAGGCAGGCAAAAAUUAAAUACGAAUUCCAAAAAUCUAACUACUCAUAUAAAAAAAAAACCUCUUAUUUCUCUUCCAUCUCCUCCUCCUCAUCUUCUUCUUCCUCCCCUCCUCUUCCUCUUCAUCAUUUAUAUAUAUAAUAUAUAUACAUAUGCAUAUGUAUAUAACAUGUAUAUAUAUAUAUAUAUAUAUUUUCAUACAUACAUACAUACAUACAUACAUACAUAUAUAUAUAUAUAUGUAUAUAUUUAUCUCUUACUCACUCACUCACUCACUAUCCCUCUCUCCCUCUAUCACUGUCACUGUCACUGUCACUGUCACUACCACUACCACUACCACUACCACUACCACUAUCUCUCCAUCUCUCCCCAUUAUAUCUAUUGCCCUCUUGCUCAAUCAUUUUUUUUUCUCUUAGCAGACUUACUUUAUAGUUUUCCCUCUACCUCAUAAAAAACUUGCAAAGUAUCUAUUUUUUUUUUU
Phycomyces blakesleeanus NRRL 1555(-) is the source of this 1878-nucleotide messenger RNA. Its product is annotated as Skn-1-like basic-leucine zipper transcription factor. The record is from RefSeq and is a predicted model, not a curated record. Gene Ontology annotation, molecular function: DNA binding; DNA-binding transcription factor activity. Gene Ontology annotation, biological process: regulation of transcription by RNA polymerase II. The transcript is spliced from 3 exons. Bases 344 to 1417 code for a protein of 357 amino acids. Lineage: Eukaryota; Fungi; Mucoromycota; Mucoromycetes; Mucorales; Phycomycetaceae.